AUGAAUUUGUUUGUCUUAGCACCAUCUUGCCAAGUAAAAUUCACAGUGAUCAAUAUCCCAAUAAAUUCACCAGGAGGAUUCGCUAUUGAAGAUUUUGAUCGCGAUGGCAAACUCGAUCUCGCUGUAAGUAACUACAAUCAAAAGCAAAUCACUAUCCUAACUGGAAAUGGCAAUGGAGUUUUCACCGUAAAGACAACAGUGGCAAGCAGUGGCAAUAGUCCACAGAAUAUCAUAGCCGCUGAUUUUGACAAAGAUGAUAUAGUCGAUCUUGUUGUCGAGAAUUAUCAAGGUCCUUCGCUGGAUAUAUUUAAAGGCAAUGGUGACGGAAGUUUUCCUACGAAAACAACAAUUUCAACUGGUCCCACACCAGAACCAAUAGGUGUCGCUGACUUUAAUAUGGAUGGCGCAUUAGAUAUUGUUGUUGCCAGUUCUGGCCAAAAUAAUGUGUGGACGGUACUUGGAAAUGGUGCAGGGACUUAUACAUCUCAAACAAAAUUCGCUGUGGAUAGUAAUCCACAAUCAAUCGCUAUUGGAGACUAUAAUCGUGAUGGCAAACCUGAUAUCGCAGUUUGCAAUCUUCAAAGCACUACUGUAAAUGUACUGAAAGGAGAUGGUGCUGGACUUUUCAGUCCUCUAACAACAGCAACAGCUGGUAAUAAUGCAGAAAAUAUCAUUACAAGCGAUUUUAAUCGUGAUGGCAUAUUGGAUCUAGCAGUUAUCAAUGGAAAUAGUAAAAAUUUAAUUAUUUCCACAGGAACUAGUACUGGAACUUUCACUACAACAGCGACUAUAUCAUUGGGUAGUUAUCCAGUUGACGUUGUUGCAACUGACGUGGAUAACGAUGGUCUAUUAGAUCUUGUUGUUGUUGAUAAUCAAGAUACAAACCUACGAUGGCUGAAAGGAGAUGGCAACGGAAAUUUCGGUACGCCAUCAACAUUUAAUCUCGGUAUAAUGGGAGCGAUACAAUGCCGAGCCGCAGAUUUAAAUGAUGAUGGUCGAAUGGAUUUUAUUAUUAAUUUCAGAGACCAAAAUACCGUGAAAGUUGUCUUAACUACAUGCGUAUUUACCAACCCUUAA
Messenger RNA from Adineta ricciae, 1077 nucleotides. Lineage: Eukaryota; Metazoa; Rotifera; Eurotatoria; Adinetida; Adinetidae. The record is from the annotation of a GenBank genome assembly.